AUGGAGAACGGAUUUGCCGCCACAAUCAUUCUACAGAAUCGUGAUGUAUUCGCGUCCCUAGCAGAAUUCCUCCGCAUUCUGGCAGGAAUUUGCUGGACGCUGAACUACUUCAGUAUGCUGUACACAUCGUGGCGUCACAAGCUUCCGAGCACUGGAAUCUUCCCACUUUGCUGUGACGUCGCGUGGGAGUAUGUUUACGCCUUCGUCUACCCUUCCGCGAGUGCGCACUGGCAGGGUGGAGUCCGUGUCUGGUUUAUGGUUCAUUGCGUUGUCAUCAUAUUUAUCACGAAGUAUGCGCCCAACGAGUGGACGAACAUGCCAUUCAUUCGACGAUACAUAUGGUUGGUCUACGGUAUUGUUAUCCUUGGCUUCACCGCUGGCCAGCUGGCAUUUGCUACAGAGGUUGGGCCUGAAUUGGGAUUCUUCUACGGUGGUGUCCUGUGCCAAACCUUAGCCAGUCUGGGGCCAAUAUGCCAAAUUAUCUCACGGAAUAGUACCCGCGGUGCCUCUAUUCUAACUUGGUUGCUCAGAGCGAUUGCCACAUUUGGAGGAUUUAUUAAAUUAAGUAUCUACUACUUCAUUGGAAGAGAUGAAGGCCCCUGGUUUGAAAGCCCGAUGUGCAAGUUCUAUAUUGGCUUGACGUUGAUUCUGGAUUUUACAUACCCAUUUUGCUAUUACUUCAUCAAGCGCCAGGAGUCGGCCAGAGCUGCAGUUGAAAUGAAGAAGGCGAACCGUCCUUUUCAUCUUGACUGCGGAGAAAUUUUAGCCAUGGAAAAUGCAAAACCCAAAGUCAUCAUCGUCGGGGGUUCUAUUACGGGCUUAACUUUGGCGCAUUGUUUGUCCAAAGCCGGAAUAGACCACAUAGUCCUGGAAAAGCGCGCUGAAAUUGCACCACAAGAAGGAGCAUUCAUUGGACUUUGGCCCAAUGGAGCUCAGGUUCUACAACAGCUUGGCCUUUAUGAGAGUCUAGAGACACUUACCGUGCCGGUACAUCGGAUGCAUAUUUCCUAUCCUGACGGUUUCUCCUUCAGCAGCCUUCUCCCAAAAGGAAUUCACGAUAGGUUGAAAUACCCCAUUGUGUCGCUAGACCGGAAGAAAGUCCUUGAGGUACUCUAUGAAUACUAUCCGGACAAGUCAAAGAUCAUCACCAAUAAGAAAGUAUUAAAAGUGCAAUUGUCCGGCCAGGGGGCUAUUGCCCUGACAGAUGAUGGUCAAAAAUAUCAUGGGAGCCUCAUAGUGGGCGCUGAUGGUGUUCACAGUCAGAUACGUUCUGAGAUGUGGAGGCUGGCGGACAUGAUGAACCCGGGACUAAUCACUGAGAUGGAGAGGAACCGUAUGUGCUUACCUUCCAAGGUCGUCAAAACGAGUCUCACCGUCGAAUACGCAUGUGUAUUUGGCAUAUCACUGCCGAUAGAUGGUCUUCGAGGUGGCGAGCAUGUAAACCGCUACGGUGACAAGUUUUGUGUCAUUACCUUUCACGGAAAGGGGGACCGUGUAUUCUGGUUUAUUAUACAGAAGCUUGAUCAAGCAUAUACGUACCCGGAUGCUCCUCGUUACUCUACAAAGGACGCCGCAGCUCUCUGUCACAAACUGCGGGACGUCAAAAUUCUUGAAGACGUCUCCGUUGGUGAUUUAUGGAAAACCAGACAGAUAGCGACGAUGACAGCACUAGAGGAGGGUAUGUUUGAGAUUUGGCAUUUCAACCGGAUAGUGCUACUUGGGGACAGUACACACAAAAUGGCACCCAAUAUCGGCCAAGGAGCAAACACGGCCAUCGAGGAUGCUGCGGUGUUAUCUUCCCUACUUAAUCGUCUGAUACAGAAAGGAAGCAUGGAAAAUCCGUCAAACUUCAUGAUUGAGAAUCUACUAUCGGAGUAUAGAAAGUUGCGGUUUGAACGUGUGAAAAGCACAUGUGCGCGAGCAGAGUUCGGUGCCCGGUUUCACACUCGAGACGACUGGCUCAAAGCUUGGGUUGGCAGACAUAUUUUUCCACAUAUUGAUCGCUUGAUUGAGACUCAAGCAUCCAAUGUACUCAUUGGAGGGGGAACGAUUGAUUUUCUGCCGAUCCCAGAGCGGACCACUGGUAAAUCUACCAUCAAAUGGCCUGAUGGGGGAAGUCCACCCGGCACCUAUGGGCUAUGCUUUGGAUCUCCAGCAUUUUGGCUUUUCUGUUUCUUCCAGGUUUAA
Penicillium daleae is the source of this 2187-nucleotide messenger RNA. RefSeq names its product FAD-dependent oxidoreductase. Lineage: Eukaryota; Fungi; Ascomycota; Eurotiomycetes; Eurotiales; Aspergillaceae. The record is from RefSeq and is a predicted model, not a curated record. Gene Ontology annotation, molecular function: FAD binding. The transcript has 6 exons. The coding region runs from base 1 to 2187 and encodes 728 amino acids.